Aspergillus thermomutatus is the source of this 639-nucleotide messenger RNA. RefSeq lists its product as uncharacterized. Bases 1 to 639 code for a protein of 212 amino acids. Lineage: Eukaryota; Fungi; Ascomycota; Eurotiomycetes; Eurotiales; Aspergillaceae. Gene Ontology annotation, cellular component: cytoplasm; membrane. The record is from RefSeq and is a predicted model, not a curated record. The transcript is spliced from 3 exons.
AUGCCAUCCCCCCUAACAACCACCCUAAUCCAAUCCACCAUCCUGAACGCCAUCUCCAACAUCCUCGCCCAAAUAAUCGACCAGCACAAAAAGGACGGCCCAUUCACCCUCAACACCCUCGCCCUCCUCCAAUUCAUCACCUACGCCAUCAUCAUCGUCCCCAUCAACUUCUCCUGGCAGAAGUACCUGGAGGCGAGAUGGCCCGGGUUCCCUGGGAGGAGACUGGCCCCAAGCGCCGCCUCCACUGGCGCCGAGGCCGGCGCUGUGGUCGUCACGGUCGACCCGGGGGAUCUGCUCCCCGUCAAGGAGAAGGAGGAGAAGCACGGGGCAGCGCGAUGGCGCUGGCGCUCCGGGCCGCGUAAUUUCGCGAUGAAGUUCUUCCUCGAUCAGACGGUUGGGUCGGUGAUGAAUAUUCUCUUAUUCAUUGUUUUGAUUAAUGUGCUGAAGGGGGUUGGGUGGAGGAGGAUCGGGGAGUUGGUGCGUGAGGACUUUGAGCCGAUCAUGAUUGCGCGGCUGAAGUAUCGGCCUGUUGUGUCGACGUUGUUGUAUACGGUUGUUCCGGUUGAGAGGCGCGUGGUGUUUGGGAGUGCCUGUGGUGUUGUCUGGGGGAUCUAUUUGAGCCUGUAUGCUGCUGUUUAG